AUGGACCUGCCCUCUGUGAUGGUGUUGCCCCUUCUGAUUGUCGUUGCGGCGGGGUUAUACUACAUCUACAAUAAAGUCAUGCACUUCAUGUCCAAGUCCUUAGUGCGAAACAAAGUGGUGGUGAUCACUGAUGCUGUGUCCGGGGUGGGAACAGAGUGCGCCCAUCUCUUCCAUAAGGGCGGUGCCAGGCUGAUCCUCUGUGGGAGUAGCUGGGAUAAGCUGGAAUCUCUGUAUAACUAUCUGACUGAUGGUGCUGACCCCAGAGAGACGUUUACCCCAAAGUUGGUGAUACUGGACUUCAGCGAUAUGGACAGCAUGGAGGACGUGGUGGCUGAGGUGGUGGAGUGUUAUGGCUGUGUGGACUGUAACAGCAGCAUGAAGCUGAAGUCCCCGGUGCAAAGUGUCUCCCUCGAACUUGACAGAAACGUCAUGGACAUGAACUACUUCGGCCCCUAUGCUGCAUCGAAGCAUGCGGCGCAGGCAUUCUUCGACUGCCUCCGGGCUGAAGUGGAGGAGUAUGGGAUAGUUGUCAGCACCAUCAGUCUUACUUUUAUCAACCCCUUUGAGCUGCAACCUGUGGAAGGGCCCACCCCUAAACAAAACACCCUGGCUGCAUUUAUCACCAACCAGUUGACCCAUGGUGUGUGCCCAUCAGCCCUGGCCAAUGAGAUUAUGCAAACGGUGAACAGGAAGACGAAGGAGGUCGUGCUGGCACACCCUAUCCCUAGGGUGGCCCUCUACCUACGUUCCCUCCUCCCCUCCUUCCCCUUUGCUGUGCUGGCUGCUGGAGUGAAGGACUCGGUCCCGGAUGAGUAA
This is a messenger RNA of Cyclopterus lumpus (lumpfish), 816 nucleotides long. It is a transcript of the gene dhrs7cb, whose product is annotated as dehydrogenase/reductase (SDR family) member 7Cb. Gene Ontology annotation, biological process: regulation of release of sequestered calcium ion into cytosol by sarcoplasmic reticulum. Gene Ontology annotation, cellular component: sarcoplasmic reticulum membrane. NCBI's taxonomy places the organism in Eukaryota, Metazoa, Chordata, Actinopteri, Perciformes, Cyclopteridae. Gene Ontology annotation, molecular function: all-trans-retinol dehydrogenase (NAD+) activity. The record is from RefSeq and is a predicted model, not a curated record.